Sus scrofa (pig) is the source of this 2823-nucleotide messenger RNA. It is a transcript of the gene PPME1, whose product is annotated as protein phosphatase methylesterase 1. Gene Ontology annotation, biological process: protein demethylation. Lineage: Eukaryota; Metazoa; Chordata; Mammalia; Artiodactyla; Suidae. Gene Ontology annotation, molecular function: protein methylesterase activity. The record is from RefSeq and is a predicted model, not a curated record.
AGUCCCCGGGAAGCCAUGAGAAAGAAAGGCGGCAUACUCCUUCAGACCAGGAGACUACAACACCCAGAAUGCUUUGCUACACUACCUUCGCGGGGUUGGAGACGGUCUCCUCCAGCUGCGCAGGCGCAAAGGGAUACUCCCUUUGAGGACUCCAUUGCCCAGGGUGCAUUGCUUUCAGGAGCACUUCUCUUUCCGUCUGGGAUCGUGAAGUUCUCCGCUUGGGGUCUGAGGGGUCCGAGACUCCGUUACCCAGCUCCCUUUGUGAAGUGCUGUUGCGCACUUCCGGUGGAAGCGCAAGGCGAGGGGGUGGAGUCUACGGAGCCGGUGGGCGGUGCUGCCGGUAGCUGGGUGCUGUCCAAAGGCUACAGGGCGUCGCUAGGGGAGCGAGCUGUGACCGGUUGGGCCGCUCUUAGCGUGGGACGGAGCUUCGGCUACAGUUCGGCUACCUGCGGCCUCCCCUUCAUGUCGGCCCUCGAGAAGAGCAUGCACCUCGGCCGUCUGCCCUCUCGCCCGCCUCUCCCCGGCAGCGGGGGCAGUCAGAGCGGAGCCAAGAUGCGAAUGGGCCCUGGAAGAAAGCGGGACUUUUCUCCUGUUCCUUGGAGUCAGUACUUUGAGUCAAUGGAAGAUGUAGAAGUAGAGAAUGAAACUGGCAAGGAUACUUUUCGAGUUUAUAAGAGUGGCUCAGAGGGUCCUGUCCUACUCCUUCUGCAUGGAGGAGGCCAUUCUGCCCUUUCCUGGGCUGUGUUCACGGCAGCAAUCAUUAGCAGAGUUCAGUGUAGGAUUGUGGCUUUGGAUCUUCGAGGUCAUGGUGAAACAAAAGUCAAGAAUUCUGAAGACCUGUCUGCAGAAACAAUGGCAAAAGAUGUGGGCAAUGUGGUUGAAGCCAUGUACGGGGACCUCCCCCCUCCAAUUAUGCUGAUUGGACAUAGCAUGGGCGGUGCUAUUGCAGUCCACAGCUCAUCCAACCUGGUGCCAAGCCUCCUGGGUCUGUGCAUGAUUGAUGUUGUGGAAGGUACAGCCAUGGAUGCACUUAAUAGCAUGCAGAAUUUCUUACGUGGUCGUCCUAAAACCUUCAAGUCUCUGGAGAAUGCCAUUGAAUGGAGUGUGAAGAGUGGCCAGAUUCGAAAUCUGGAGUCUGCUCGAGUCUCAAUGGUUGGCCAAGUCAAACAGUGUGAAGGAAUUACAAGUCCAGAAGGCUCAAAAUCUAUAGUGGAAGGAAUCAUAGAGGAGGAAGAAGAAGAUGAAGAAGGAAGUGAGUCAGUAAACAAGAGGAAAAAGGAAGAUGACAUGGAGACCAAGAAAGACCAUCCUUACACUUGGAGAAUUGAACUGGCAAAAACAGAAAAAUACUGGGAUGGCUGGUUCCGAGGCUUAUCCAAUCUCUUUCUUAGUUGUCCUAUUCCUAAAUUGCUGCUCUUGGCUGGUGUUGAUAGAUUGGAUAAAGAUCUGACUAUUGGCCAAAUGCAAGGAAAGUUCCAGAUGCAGGUCUUACCCCAGUGUGGCCACGCGGUCCAUGAGGAUGCCCCAGACAAGGUCGCUGAAGCGGUUGCCACUUUCCUGAUCCGGCACAGGUUUGCAGAGCCCAUCGGCGGAUUCCAGUGUGUGUUUCCUGGCUGUUAGUGACCUGCUCUGCAUCCCUCCUUCGACACUGAGCUCUGUUGUAAAUACAUCGCACCAGAGGCCACUGUGACGCCGCUGUCUCCUCCUCACCGUCCUGCCCGCCCACGUGACACCGGCUCCCUAUAGACGGGCAUCCCCAGAUGUACAAACCCUUUCGUGUAUUCCUGCCAAAAGCAUUGGUUUUCCAGGGCCUUUGACCAACAUCAGCCUCACCAGUCUAAGGGUCUGCAGCUCCUGUCCCUUCCCUGUGCAGGGGUCGCCCCAGCCUGUCCUCCCUGCCUGGCCCUGGGUGAAGCCUCUAACAGAACUGCCACCCCGGGCCCUACUCCUGGCAUUAGGCAGGGCCCUGUGUGCAGGCAUUUCCCUGCUCAGGGACCUCCAUUCCUUGAGGUUGUUCUUGCCGCGGUCCCGCCGUUCCUUGUGGGACGGACCAUGUACACAGGGUGGUCUUUAUUUUUCCUUUAUAAAUAAACACCAGUCAGGUACCUUUUUGUCCCAGUCUUGCUCUUCUAGGCUUGCAAGUCUCAGAGAGGCCAGGAUCCCAUCCUUAGGUACAGGGCAGGGCGGUGGGAAGCGCCACCAGAACCCAGCCUGAAAAUCAGGCCCCGCCCGUCCAAGCACAUGGCCUCCCCUCUUGGGACAGUCCAUCGUCCCACUCCCAUGUCUGGGCACCUGCCCCGGGCUGAGGCCAGGCUGCUGCAGGGGCCUCUUGAGCCCCCACCCACCGCAGCGUAACCCAGGUUGAGUACAGCCCAGGCACAGAGCCGCGGGCUGGAGCCGUGGAGUUGGUUUUAAGAGUCAGAUCUAACCGUGUUCGUAACUGGUCCCUGGAGGUGUGCAGGAGUGCCCGCUUGCCUUUUCUAGACCCACAGCUUGUCUUAGCCAUUUGUGGUUUCCAUGUCACUCUUCACAGAAACAGCACAGCCCAGCAUCCUCAAUAUUUGCCCUCUUCCAGCCGCCUCUUGUCAGCGCUGCAGCCCCCUGCGGCCCGGGCACGCCCUUUCCAAGGGCAGUGGGGGGCGGUCUCAUGCAGCCCCCCUGCUCUGUGACUGUCUUAGGUGAUGCGUAGCCCCUCCACCUUCCCACCCAACAACUUCCUCUCCCUGUCCUGCUGCAGGGUCCGGAGUCUGGGACCUACUUUGUUUCUUUGUUAUUUAAGACCUUGUUUAGAGAAAAUAAAUAUCUCCCAACCUUUAUCUAUCC